Molecule: messenger RNA, 297 nt
Organism: Paramecium tetraurelia
Lineage: Eukaryota; Ciliophora; Oligohymenophorea; Peniculida; Parameciidae
Exons: 1
Source: RefSeq, a predicted model, not a curated record
AUGAAAUCUAACAUAACUACCAGAUGCAAAGAUUCUCUUAAUAUCAGUUCUCUAGAAGUAAUCCACUUUAACUCUCCCUGCAUUAUCGAAUUCGAAUUAAUGAUCACUAACUUCUGCUAAUUCAGUUUUUGGUAAUAAGAUCACUGCAUCAGAUUUAAGUUUCUGCUUUCCCUUGAAGACAAUGAAAUCGUUUUCGAACUUCUUAAUCUUGAUGUUGUCAUAUAUAUUGAUUCCUUUUUCAACAUGCAGAUCCAAACAAGAUUUGUGAAUUCAGGACCAUACUGGACUUGGAAUUGA